Molecule: messenger RNA, 2949 nt
Organism: Phacochoerus africanus (Common warthog)
Lineage: Eukaryota; Metazoa; Chordata; Mammalia; Artiodactyla; Suidae
Gene: TMEM187
Product: transmembrane protein 187
Exons: 4
Coding region: 1912-2709 (265 amino acids)
Cellular component (GO): transport vesicle
Source: RefSeq, a predicted model, not a curated record
ACAAAGAUGGCGGCUGCGGCAUCUGGGGAAUGCCCGGAUGAGAAGGCCUCAGACGGGGUUGGCCCCGCCCCCCAUGGGAACUGCCCCCUGGGUCGCUGAAGGGACACACUCCAGAGGCGUCGCCUUUAACUAGCAGUGGGGACAGGAACAGAGGCUGCUGAAGGCGGCUGGCGGGACACAUUCGAGUCAGUCCUAGGGUCGAGGGAGCGGACGUGUUUCUGCUCCGCACACCCAGCUGCCUUAGAGCGGCGGCCCGAAGCCCGCCGCCGGGAGGAGCCGGGGGCGGGGCGGGAGUGGGCGGGAACGCGGCCGGGCGCGCGGCGCCGGGGGCGGAGCCCUCCCAGGCUCCCAGGCCCGCCGCCCCGCCUCCAGGCGGGGGCGCCGCCGCAACCGCCGGCGCCCCAAGGAGACGAGCCGGGCCGCCGCGCGCCGGGCAGGCCCCCCGCCCCUCUGGCUGUCGGGCGGGCAGCCCGGCCUGCGGCGCCUGAGCCGGGCGGGCGGGCGCAGGGGAGCUCCGCGUCGCCUCGCGUCACCCCGCGUCACCCCGCCCCGCCCGCUUCCCAGAGCCUGCGCCCCGCCCCGCGCGCAAGCGCACAGCCGCCUUUCGGGUCCGCCCUUUUUCGAGAUUUGAAUUUCCCCCAGCAAAGCCGAGAGGCCAAAUACCCGGAUGGUGCUCGCUGGCCUUUUCGCGCCAAUACUGUAAGUUCUCAUAACAACCUUCAGAGGUGGGUACUGGCGUCACCCUCACGUUCCAAAUCUUGCAGGAGACCGUCUCGUCGCAGCACCUUCAUGGUCACUGCCAGACGCAGGCUGUAAUGCGCUGCUGUCCAGGGUCUUGGAGUGACAGCAGUUUAUGCAUCUGGAGGCAUUUGUUUGAGAACGGCCAAAGAGUCCUGUGACGCAGCUAAAGACGAGAGCCCUCACCUGUGUUUGUGUGGCCUCUGACCAUUCACAGCACCGCUCUGGCCCCAGGUCCUUCCCCUGUAAAAUAAGGAAGCCGAGCUGCUGGUUCCCAGGGAACUCGCCCCCAUGCAGUGACUCUCUUCUCAGAGUUCAAGAGUCACGGUGCUGGCUCUAAGCUCCUUGGACAUCCGGGUGGCCCCUGAUCUGCAGAAGGGCAGCAAGGCUGGUCCAGGGAGUCAGGGGCACAGCAAGCAUUUGUUAGAGAUGCUCCCGGCCGAAGAAGCCAGUACUGCAACAGGCGAUGGUGGCUCCUGACCCAGGAAGCAGGAGCACUUCUUAACGGUCAGCCAGGAGUUGUCAUGUUUUGCAGGACUUCCCCCAAAGACCCCAGAACCAGCACCCGCGGGGAUAAUGCUCUUGAGCCCGCUGGCCAUCCUGUGCUGAAGCAGGCUGGGAAGAACGUGGAGUGUUGGGUCCCAAGGCUCCUGGCAGCUCAGGGGUACAGCGGAGCUGGGCCGUAAGGUCCCCAGCGUGGUCUUCUGGGUGGACCUGGAAAGCAGGUUUCCCUUUCCGUUUGCACAGCGGCCGGAGAGGGCUCACUUGCCCUGCCCUGUCCGGACCUCCUUCUCUGACAGGCUGACAGUUUGGCUCCUGUCCCUGGCUCUCCUCCAUGGCGGCGGGCAGACAGGAGGGUCUUCACGCCAGCGAGUCAGGCCCCAGGCCAACUCUGAGCACAGCCGCCCCAGAGCCUGACAGUCCACGGAAAGAGGCAGAACGGGCCUCCGCCGGUGCCAACCAAUCAGCAGAACCCCCGCCUUCCCCUGGCCCGCCCCCGCCCCUGCGGAGCAAGGUCACAGCAUCUGCGGCGGAAAUCACGGGGACGGCUUCCUGCUGGCUCAGCCGGGAGGCCGAGGCACGGCGUUGGGCCAGAAACUGUUUCUCUGAAUUCUGAAACACCCGCGGCGACAGCUGCUCCUUGCGCUCUCCGGCCUGGGUCGCACCUCGGGGAUGAAGGCCGCGUCGGGGCGGGCCCUGCUCCACGUGGCCCUGGCCAGCUGCCUGUGCGUGGCCGCCGUCCGCAGCGGUGUCUUCGACGGUGUCUUCGUCCAGGUGGGCCGCGAGCACUACGCCGAAGCCCCGCUCGCCGGCCUCCCCGCUUUCCUGGCCAUGCCCUUCAACUCACUCGUUAACUUGGCCUACGUGCUCCUGGGCGCCUACUGGCUCCAGAGCGAGGCCGGCGCCCCCGGGGGCCCCGCCGAGGUGCGGAGGGCGCGCUACCUCAAGGAUGUCUUCGCCGGCAUGGCCCUGGUCUACGGCCCGGUCCAGUGGCUGCGGAUCGCGACGCAGACGCGGGCCGCCGCCGUGCUGGACCAGUGGCUCACCUUGCCCAUCUUUGCGUGGCCCGUGGCCUGGUGCCUCUGCCUGGACUGGGGCUGGAAGCCCUGGUUGCUCCUGGCCGUCGAGGGCCUGUCCCUGAGCAGCUACGGCCUGGCCCUGCUGCACCCCUGUGGCUUUGAGUUGGCGCUGGGCGUGCACAUGGCCACUGCCGUGGGCCAGGCCCUGCGCACCCAGGGGCGCCGCGGCGGCACGUCCUCGGCAAAGUACUUGGCCCUGGGCGUGCUCUCCUGCGUGGGCUUUGUGGUCCUCAAGCUGUGUGACCAUCAGCUUGCGCGGUGGCCUCUCUUCCAGCGGCUCACGGGCCACUUCUGGUCCAAAGUCUGCGACGUGCUCCAGUUCCACUUUGCGUUCUUGUUCCUGACGCAUUUAAACACUUGCCAAAGACGCCCUCCCGGGGGGAUGAAGUAAAGCGAGGAAGGAAGGUGCUCCCAGUGUCAGGUGACGGCCUGACAGCGCACACAACGAUGCCGUGGGAGCCUGUCCCUUCCUGUGAAGCUGCGGGUUCGCGUGCUACAAAGAGUCAAUUUCAUGAAGUGUUAGGGUCUCUGCGACUUACUUUCAAGGUGCAGGGCUGUGGGGAGCCUUUGCCCUAUUCUUGUGUCUUUACUGCAGCUUGAAAUUUCUCAAAGUAAAAUGUUGGUUGUCAGA